AAAAAAAAACCUUUAUCACUUACAGUUACAGCAUAGAACACCCCCUUGUAAUCUAAUUCUAAAGUGUUCUGGGGGUGGAACCUUUGAAGCUACUUCCUCAGUUUCAGAAUUACAAGCUCCUAUCUUCCUAAAAUAAUGGCUUCGCUUUCUCUCAACGUGGUUUCAGUUCCACCAAGAACAACAACAAUCUCAUGCACAAGAACAAGGGUGCCUUCACUUCCUUUCUCAUUCACUAGGAGGAGAUUAACUAUUAGAGCAACAGAAACCGAUACAAAUAAUGUUAAGUCUCAGGCACCGGAUAAGGCUCCUUCGAAAGACGGUUCAAGCAUCAAUCAGCUUCUUGGUAUUAAAGGAGCUGCUCAAGAAUCAAAUAAAUGGAAGAUUCGCCUUCAACUUACAAAACCUGUCACUUCAGUCUAUUAGACGUAUGGGACAUGACUUUCCCAUAGUUUUUUACCUUGCCGUGGGUGGAUCACUUCUGUCAUACAUAUAUUCUGCUCCUCCUUUGAAGUUAAAACAAAAUGGAUGGAUCGGAAACUUUGCCCUCGGAGCAAGUUACAUCAGCUUACCAUGGUGGGCUGGUCAGGCUUUGUUUGGGACACUCACAUCCGACAUUAUUGUCCUGACGUUGCUAUACAGCAUUGCUGGAUUGGGCAUUGCCAUCGUCAACGACUUCAAGAGUGUUGAAGGGGAUAGAGCUCUUGGGCUUCAGUCUCUUCUGGUUGCUUUCGGUACUGAAACUCCAAAAUGGAUUUGUGUUGGUGCUAUUGACAUUAACAUUACACAAUUAUCUGUCGCUGGUAUAUUUAUCCCUCCAAUACUUAGAUAUUUGAUCUGCAUUCCAAGGUUCUUUUUCGUUUUAAUGUACAUUGUACUCUAUCUGGAAAUUAUUCAUCAUACUAAACCAUUAUUCUGUAUCUUUAUUAUUUGUGGGUUGUAACCUUGAUGACAGUUAAGUUUAGUUUUCCGAGAUAGAGUUGAAAUAAAAAUGCAUUUAAAACUAUAACGUUGA
Arachis ipaensis is the source of this 1012-nucleotide messenger RNA. Lineage: Eukaryota; Viridiplantae; Streptophyta; Magnoliopsida; Fabales; Fabaceae. The record is from RefSeq and is a predicted model, not a curated record.